Molecule: messenger RNA, 1955 nt
Organism: Branchiostoma floridae (Florida lancelet)
Lineage: Eukaryota; Metazoa; Chordata; Leptocardii; Amphioxiformes; Branchiostomatidae
Product: eukaryotic translation initiation factor 3 subunit D-like
Exons: 15
Coding region: 112-1842 (576 amino acids)
Biological process (GO): translational initiation
Cellular component (GO): eukaryotic translation initiation factor 3 complex; cytoplasm
Molecular function (GO): translation initiation factor activity
Source: RefSeq, a predicted model, not a curated record
GGUAUAGUCUGGGAACCCACGAGGAGUGCCUCUGCCAUCUGGGUUUUUGCGGUCCUUGGCGGACAAAUCUUCAUUUUUUUGCCGCCGAUUCAGUAGGAUUACUGGACAAACAUGGCUCAUUUCAAUCCUCCGCAGAUUCAGGACAACCACAAUGGCUGGGGACCGUGCGCGAUCCCGGAAAAAUUCAAGGAUAUGCCGUACCAGCCGUUCAGCAAAGGGGACCGGUUAGGAAAGGUGUCUGACUGGACUGGUGCUACCUACCAAGACAGGAGAUACAUCAACAAGUACAGCUCCCAGUUCGGUGCAGGGAACCAGUACUCCUACUACCACGAGGAAGACGAGUCGUCCUUCCAGCUGGUGGACACCACCAAGACACCCAAGCCUCUGUACCAGCGCAACAGGCAGCGUUACAACCAGCAACGUAACAUGCGCCGGGAGCGCGAGCGUCGUGAGCAGCAGAGGGCAGCGGCCCAGAGUGCUCCACUGUCCAAGACACAGAAGAGCAGGGAGAGGGACAGGAUGCGACUGCAGAAGAAGCUGCAGAAGCAGUUCGGUGGUCGGCAGAGGUGGAACGACAGGAACCAACAGGUGCAGACAAAGAAUCGCGAUGCAUCCAUCGAAGUCCGUCCAGAUUGGAAGGUUCUUGAAGAGAUGGACUUUCCUCGCCUUACCAAACUUCGCAUGCCAGACAUCGAUGAACCUACUGAGAUUGUCCAGUGUGGCGUGCUGGAGUACUAUGACAAGUCGUAUGACCGCGUGAACACCAAGAAUGAGCGACGACUCGCUCGUGUCAACCGCAUCUUCCACAAGGUCACUACCACUGAUGAUCCAGUCAUUCGCCAGAUUGCCAAGAGCCACGGCAACGUUUAUGCCACGGACAUCAUCCUGGCCACCCUGAUGUGCUGCACGCGCUCCGUGUACUCCUGGGACAUCGUGGUACAGCGCGUCGGAUCCAAGCUCUUCUUUGACAAGCGAGACGACUCAGAAUUCGACUUAUUGACUGUGAGUGAGACAGCCACAGAGCCCCCUCAGGACGAAGGGGCCAGCAUCAACUCUCCCCGUAACCUGGCCCUCGAGGCCACCUUCAUCAACCACAACUUCUCCCAGCAGGUGCUCAAGAUGGUAAGGAAGAAAAAAGGAAGCAGUGAAGUCUACAGAUUUAACAAGCCCAACCCGUUUGUGACCGAUGAGGACGAAGGUGAAGUGGCAUCAGUGGCAUACAGGUACCGGAAGUACAAGCUAGGAAACGACAUUGAACUUGUGGUGCGUUGUGAACAUGACGGGUCCAUGCUGGGGCCGAACGGAGAGACCCAGUUUAUCAACAUCAAGACUCUCAACGAGUGGGACUCACGGUUCAGUAACAAGAAUGUAGAGUGGCGGGCCAAGCUGGACUCCCAGCGCGGAGCUGUGCUGGCCACUGAGCUGAAGAACAACAGCUGUAAGCUGGCCAAGUGGACAGCUUCUGCUGUCCUGGCUGGGUCUGAUGCACUCAAGCUGGGGUAUGUUUCCCGUGUUAACGUCCGUGACUCCUCCAAGCACGUGAUCCUGGGUACGCAGCAGUUCAACCCGCGGGAACUGGCGGCCCAGAUCAACCUGGACAUGCAGAACGCCUGGGGCAUCGUGCGCUGCAUCAUCGACACCUGUAUGAAGCUGGACGAGGGGAAAUACCUCAUCCUCAAGGAUCCCAACAAGCCUGUUGUCAGGAUCUACGGCCUGCCUGAAGGAACCUUCAGCUCUGAUGAGGAUGAUGAGGAUGAAGAGGAGUCAGAUGAAGAGGAUGAUGAUGAUGAUGAUGAAGAUGACGACGAUGAUGAUGAGAAAAAUGAUGAUGAGAAGAAGUAACUCCAGUCCCCUGCAAGAUGGAAGAAACGUCGCAGUUUCUUCCUGUUUGAAAUGAAGUAGUGCAUCUCCUAGUGCAUGUGUAGUUAAACUAAUGGCAUGGUAAUCUGUUGCUA